Molecule: messenger RNA, 3070 nt
Organism: Pantherophis guttatus
Lineage: Eukaryota; Metazoa; Chordata; Lepidosauria; Squamata; Colubridae
Gene: CFAP20DC
Product: CFAP20 domain containing
Source: RefSeq, a predicted model, not a curated record
UCAAGAGCCCCGGCUCCGAAGCAGAGACGCAGUUUUCUCCCUCGCCGCUUGCAGGGCAGUGUCACCAUGGCAGCCCAAACACAAGGCAAGCGGCUCCGCCGGCUUCUCGCGCGUCUCGUGGCGGGACUUGGCGGCGCUCGGGCCGCAGAAGGGAGCGCAGCCAUAGCAGUUCUCGGUGCGGGAAUUGGGUCGCUGCGGAUUCCUUCCCUCGCUGCUUCAAGGGCCUCUUUCCCGCCAUCUUGACCCGCGGGGUGCAGCGCCCGUGGGUAUCUUUGGGGAGCGCGGGCGGAUGGGCGCGCACGUCUCCGCCGGACUCUGGUCCGCCGUCCUACCUGCGGGGAGGCCUUGAGGCCAGCUAGGCUGGGUAAAGAAGCUCAAGUUUCUCCCCCGCGGCCUUGGCCUCUUUCAUGGCUUCUUCCCUCGCCGCCGCGCAGAAGAACCAAAUUGCUUGCUGAUGCAUUGAAAUCAUUUGAUCAGUUGCUAAAAUGUUCAAAAAUGAGUAUCAGGGUGGCCCAUUUGUUGAAAUCUUCAGUGCUCAAGGCAAGAACACUGGGACCAAAUGGAAAAUUUCUGGCAAUCCUUCAGUUAUAGGGAAAGAAUAUGAUAAGGAAGUGAAAGGUUUCGUCUUUGUGCUGGAAGGAAGCGGUCAAACCAACAAGAUGCAGCUUCCAAAAGAAACUAAGCAAACUCUUGGACUGAUCCAGCAAUUUUUGGUACUUCAAAUGUACAUACCACUGGGACAAGAUUUCUCAGCCGAGUUACUGAUAACUGAUUUAGGAAAUAUUAAAAGAAGAUUGUAUUUAUCGACGAUCCACAAAGAAUUAUCUGUAACCCCUCUGCAUGCAAAAAUCCCUCUCUUUAUGAUCAAGCGCAAAAUUUGGUGCAAUUUGUGCAUUGACCUGGUGGCAUUUACCAGUGAGAUAUUCAAAGGCGCUGUUUUUCAGUCUUUGGAUGGCAUUAUUGUUUCAGCCAACUGUAAACUGCGAAAAAUCUUCACACUGAAGUCAAACCCCCUGAACCCCGCAGAUGACGAUGCUGAUGGGCCAAGAGAUACGAUUCCUCGAGCCUGUCAGUUAAAUGCAGAUGUGCCGCAAAUCACACAGCUGCUGAACAUGAAGAAGCUGCGCCAAACAGAACAAAAAUGUAGAGGCCGACCUUUAAAUUCACCAGAAUUAGAUCCUCCAACAACCCGAGCAUCAGCUACUAUACGUAACAGUAAAAGUCAAGAUAUAUCCCACAUUGCAUUUGGAUCUAAAGUCCUUGGGCCACCUCCUCUCUCAGGCCGAAGGGUCACAACAAGGGCAUCUGGGGAGAUAACAAAAUCAAGCAUUAGGACAAAAAGGUCAUGCCAAAUGCCAAGUUUGGAAAAGAGAACAGAACCAAUACAAGAUACAAUAAUGACUGAACAGUCUCCAUCAUCUCUUGAUACGGCUUUAGAUGAAAAAAAUAUACAAAAUAUCUGUAACACAAAUCAAGUUUCCCUGGAUAAGGAUGAAUGGAUAUUUCCUGACAAAGAAAACUCUCAAUUGGAGUCCAGCAGUCCUCUGCCGAUAACCUAUGAAACACCCCAUGAUGUUUCAGGCUCUGCCCCAAGUGACGACCAGACAUAUGAAAACAAAGAAGCAGCUGAAGUCCCUGAAGAUAUUUUCACUUACUCCUCAAAACCUAGAUCAGCGCCUCAUGGAAAGCCCUUGAGUCUUUCUUCAGAAGAUUGCACUUUUUCUUUGGAUUUGAAGGAAGAAAUGAGCAAGGACUGGCGAGGAGCUCAAAUGGAAGAUGAUUUCUAUGGAAAUGAGAGCAAUGGAGAGGAUGAUAGUUACAUGGACCUCGUGCAAGAGACUCAGAAUCUUCCAAAUAACUAUUUCAUAUCAGGAUUACCUCAGCCAGUAAUAUCCAAGGAGAUUCUUCCCAAAAUGGCAUCCAAGAGUCCUGAAAGCAGGACAUACAACUUCUGUACAAAAAAGACCGAAGAAGAAAUAUCACCCCAGUGUACUGAAGAUGCUGUUGUGAUAAUGGACAAAGCAAAUAACAUUCAAAGAAGCUUGUUGCCCACUUCUUGUUUAUCCCCGGUUGGAAACCUAUCUGAACCCUGUAAGGAAAUAUCUAGAGUCUCAAAAAGUUUCUCCAUCAGUGCAUUAAGAAGUUCAAUAAGUAGAAAAUCCCUAAAAGAAAUCCAGCAGGAGGACUCAAAUCCAGUAGUCCAAAUUCUUGAAUACAAUUGGAAAGACUACCAGCCCAGCAACAUGACCAUGUCUGAAAUGCAGAUGUUGGCUAGCAUGAAAAGGCAGCAAAAUGAAGAAUUAGAACAUAAUGGACCUUCACAUGGGUUGAGCGCCUCUCAGAUCAACAAUUGUAAUAUUAGCAUCAGCACAAGCAGUGAUGACACGAAUACCUGGAAUUCAUGUCUCCCAGCUCCUGUUAAUCAAGGAGGUCACUAUCAGAAAGAAAUGAACCCUCUUUCUCAGUCCAACCCAAGGGAUUGGCUACAAGUCUUCAGCCCUCCUAUCAUUCCUCCUAGCCAACAGGUGGCAGAAUAUACCAAAGCUUCAGCAAACAUAAGUGCCCAAGGUGAAGGUGAAGGGAGGGAAGAAGAUGAAGUUCUGACUCUGUUGUAUGACCCGUGCCUAAACUGCUACUUCGAUCCUGAGACUGGGAAAUAUUACGAGUUGGCAUAGAUAUGUGAAGAGAUACGGAGCGCCACAAAGAACGCAAACUCUGCAGCACUUGAGAGUCUUGGCAAAUGCUAUUUUCCCUGCUCCAAAGGCAAACGGAGCAACACUUGAAAAGACCAUUUAAUAUUUUGUCUCUUUUUUUUCCCAUUUCUGCUAUUUUUAUCAGAGUGCAUAGAAAGCUUUUCUGACUUUCGUACACGUUUAGUUUGUUCCUAUUAUUUGCAAUAUGAAAGAUUCCUACAUGUGAACUGAAUUACACCAAAUCAAAGAUACGUCCUGGAUUUAAUCUGUGAAUGCUUGCAUAAUUUUUUUUUCACCUAGUCAUUUUUUUUUAUCCCCAGUCAUUUAAAGAAAUAUAUUGCAUCUUUGUACUUUAAAAAUACAAUGUUCAAAAAGAA